GCCUUCUCGUGUGUGCCUGCCAUGUACUCCUGUGGGCACCUGUACGCAACACACACACACACUCUAUGUAUGUAUGUAUGCAUCGGGCUGCCACACCACUACUACUAGUCCACUCUCCCAAUGCAAGCGUACGUCUCUCUCUCGCACCAAUAAAACAAGAAAGAGAUCGACAGACGCCGGCACAAGCACAAAGAGAGGCCCCGACCGCGAUGGAUCGUCAGCGACAGACCGACCGUGACACAGCCAACAACUAACACGCACGCGCGCGAGAGAGAAAGAGAGCUGCCCGGGAGAGAGAGAGAGGAAAUCAAACGAAGGCGACGACGUACGGAGACGGCAUGGCCGAUCACCACCACCACCACCACCACGGGCAUCCGCCGGACGGGCCCGGCGGCGCGGGGGACCAGCUGGAGGUAAUCAAGGAGCAGGACCGGCUGCUGCCCAUCGCCAACGUCGGCCGCAUCAUGAAGCAGAUCCUGCCGCCCAACGCCAAGAUCUCCAAGGAGGCCAAGGAGACGAUGCAGGAGUGCGUGUCCGAGUUCAUCAGCUUCGUCACGGGCGAGGCCUCCGACAAGUGCCACAAGGAGAAGCGCAAGACCGUCAACGGCGACGACGUCUGCUGCGCCUUCGGCGCGCUCGGCUUCGACGACUACGUCGACCCCAUGCGCAGGUACCUGCACAAGUACCGCGAGCUCGAGGGCGACCGCGCCGCGUCCUCCCGCGGAGGCGGAGGCGGACCGGCCGGCGCCGCAGACCCCGCGUCCGCCUCGGCCGCCGCCGGUCCCAGCCCCAGCGCCGCAUCAGCCGGUCAUUUCAUGUUCGGCGCCGCCAUGGACCGGCCCGACAACAACUCAUCCGCCGGCGCCAGGCCCUUUUAAUCCAUCCUUCCUCAUCUUGCUUGUUAUUACUCAUCAGAUUCAGAUCAACAACAAAAGCUACCUGCGACGAGCUAGCUUAAUUAGCUUAUUGAUUUCUACUACUGCUACUCAUUUUUUUUGGGACAGGUGAGUCGUCGUCGUCGUAUCGUAUAUCCAAUCCAAAUUCUUGCAAGCUAUAUCUAUCUCUUUAUUAGCGCUAGCUAGUCACAACAGUACGCAUGUAUCGGUGAAGAAGGAAUUGGGGGUUGGGAUGAUACGGUUACCGAUGAUGAGGUACCAUAUAUAUCGGUGAACUCUAGCUGCUUGCUGCUUAAUUAUUAGUGUUUUUUUUUGCUCCUAA
Molecule: messenger RNA, 1218 nt
Organism: Zea mays
Lineage: Eukaryota; Viridiplantae; Streptophyta; Magnoliopsida; Poales; Poaceae
Product: nuclear transcription factor Y subunit B-1
Exons: 1
Coding region: 339-878 (179 amino acids)
Biological process (GO): regulation of transcription by RNA polymerase II
Cellular component (GO): CCAAT-binding factor complex; nucleus
Molecular function (GO): DNA-binding transcription activator activity, RNA polymerase II-specific; RNA polymerase II cis-regulatory region sequence-specific DNA binding; protein heterodimerization activity
Source: RefSeq, a predicted model, not a curated record